This is a messenger RNA of Hippopotamus amphibius kiboko, 1468 nucleotides long. It is a transcript of the gene SLX9, whose product is annotated as SLX9 ribosome biogenesis factor. Lineage: Eukaryota; Metazoa; Chordata; Mammalia; Artiodactyla; Hippopotamidae. Gene Ontology annotation, cellular component: nucleolus; 90S preribosome; preribosome, small subunit precursor. Gene Ontology annotation, biological process: maturation of SSU-rRNA from tricistronic rRNA transcript (SSU-rRNA, 5.8S rRNA, LSU-rRNA). The transcript has 6 exons. The coding region runs from base 91 to 747 and encodes 218 amino acids. The record is from RefSeq and is a predicted model, not a curated record.
ACGGGCCGCCAGAGCGCCGGACCAGCUUCCGGCCUCCUGCGCCGCGUGCGCGCCGCGGCUUCCGGCCGGCUGUGGGCCUCCACAGGGGACAUGGGGAAAGCGAGGGCGCUGCGGGCGCGGGUGCACCAGGUUGCCGUGAGGCCCGCGGGCGAGGCCGCGCCGGGCCCCGCGCCCCCCGCCCGCGAGGCGGCCCCUCUGCAGACCUCGGCUGGCGGAGUCGGAGGGAAGGAGUGGGCUUUCAUGAAGGCCGAUGUCUUUGCCGGGACCACGAUAGACCCCAGUGCCUUGGUGCAGAAGCUGGAUGUGGACGCGAGGAGCAUCACCUCCAUCAGGAGAGGUGCCGAGGCCAAGGCUGUUUUGCCCAAGAAGGAGAAGCUGAAGCUGAGGCGCGAGAGGUGGCUGCAGAAGAUUGAAGCCAUACAGCUGGCGGAGCUGCGGCGCAAGGCAGAGCAGAGGCGGAGGGCCACGGUGGUGGUGGGGGACCUGCAGCCCCUGAGGGACGCGCUCCCCGAGCUGCUGGAGCUGGAGGCUGGCGGCCGGCGGCCCCCUGCUCGGCGGGCGGCCAGCAGGCCCCGGCCAGCCGCGCUGAGCCGCAUGAGUGCCGCGCAGAGGCUCCAGCUCCUCGAGGAGGAGAGGACGCGGUUUCGGGAGCUGCUGGCCAGUCCGGCCUACAGAGCCAGCCCCCUGCAGGCCGUCGGGCGGCAGCUGGUGCAGCGGAUGCAGCUGGAGGGCGGCGGGCAGCCCUGACCCGGCGCGGGGCCGGCUCAGCUCCGGGGACACCCACGAGGAGGUGCCUGCGGUCCUCGCCCUGCUCCACCAGCCCCUGAGCCAGGGGGCUGCCGGCCUCGCGCAGACGGGGCUCCCUGAGCGACAGUCGGCACGGUGGUGUUGUGACGGCACAUUUAUUUUUGUAAUAAAAGUGCUGGAAAAACCCAGGGUGUCCGUGGAGUCUGGUGCCGCCACUCAGCUGGCCUUCCUCACACUUUGCUGUUUUGUCUGAGUUUGUCAGCAGUGACUGCACAUGGCGUGUUACUUUCAGAGAAGAACCUUCUAGCUUCCUGGUCCCCCAGCAGCUCCAGCCUGGCCCUGGCUGGGCGCGGCUCUGCCGCCAUCUCGCGGUGCCUCUGUCAGGGCCUCCGACCUCUGCCCAGGACCUUCCCCUGGGUGAUGCGGGGUGGGGGGGAAGCGGAGGGGAGAUGGAGGUGCGGUGCCAGCCCGGCGCUGCCGUCUACUGCGACGGGCUCAGCCCUCUCCCUGGAGACUGGCCUGAGGAGCCGCACACGUGUGGGGGUGCCUUCCUCCCCCCAGCAGAGAGCCCUGACGUCAGAUGGGCGCAGGUGGGGGUGGGAGAGACCCCGCCCCCUGGGAGCCUGCUGGCUGUGGUCUGUGAGCCAGAGGGACUUCCGUGUUUUUUAACCUUUGUAGAACGAACGUGGACUAUUUGGUAAUAAAAUUAAGUGACAAACAG